UGGACGCUGUCUGGACGCUGUCUGGACGCUGUCUGGACGCUGUCUGGACGCUGUCUGGACGCUGUCUGGACCCAUGUGCCACUGUCUGGACGCUGUCUGGACGCCGUCUGGACGCUGUCUGGACGCUGUCUGGACACUGUCUGGACGCUGUCUGGACAGGCUCAGGAC
Molecule: messenger RNA, 168 nt
Organism: Emiliania huxleyi CCMP1516
Lineage: Eukaryota; Haptophyta; Isochrysidales; Noelaerhabdaceae
Exons: 2
Source: RefSeq, a predicted model, not a curated record